GAGGCCAGGCAUCGAACCUGCAACCUCAUGGUUCCUAGUUGGAGUCUUUUCUCUGCGCCACGGGGAACUCCCUCAUUUCCUCGGCCUUGAUCUGGGGAUUUCACGUCGCACUAACACAGGUUGAGGCCCUCUUGGUUGUACAAGCCCCUCCCAGUAGGCCAGGAAGCCCACGGUAGCUAGAAAACUUUUUGCAGGUAGCUGCCAGAGCACAGUGGAGCAAUAACUGUGUGGGCAUCUUACUGGAAAUGGCAGCACGGGUGUCUAACCAGAAAGUGUGAUAAGUGGAGAUAAGUUGUGCCAUCUCUGUUGUUUGUUGUGAAUCUUAAGAUUUAAAAGUGUUCUUUGUCUGGUAGGUGCUGUGUCUUAUUUAUAAGGGCUUUAUCGUUUCAUUCUCACCUUUUACUCACCCCUGAUAAUGGUGCUGCAAAGAGCCGCGUCUGACCCUGUUCUGUGGAGCUGAUGGUAACUCAUUAUACAUCCCAGUGGCCCUGGGAGGACAUGUCCAAGGAUGGUGACACUCCCCCUGCAGCGGCCGCCGUGGCAGAUGGUGCCCACCUGCUGGGCUUCUCAGAUGAGAUCCUCCUGCACAUCCUGAGCCACAUCCCCAGCACAGACUUGGUUCUGAACGUGCGGCGCACCUGCCGGAAGCUCGCGGCUCUGUGCCUGGACAAGAGCCUCACGCACACCGUGCUGCUGCAGAAGGACUACGAGGCCAGCGAGGACAAGGUGAAGCAGCUCGUGCGGGAGAUCGGCCGGGAGGUGCAGCAGCUCAGCAUGGCCGGCUGCUACUGGCUGUCGGGCGCCACCGUCGAGCACGUGGCCCGCUGCCGCGGCCUGGUCAAGGUGAACCUGGCGGGCUGCCACCUGACCUCCCUGCGCCUCUCCAAGGUGCUGUCGGCCCUGCAGCACCUGCGCUCCCUGGCCAUCGACGUGAGCCCCGGCUUCGACGCCAGCCAGCUGAGCAGCGAGUGCAAGGCCACGCUGAGCCGCGUGCGGGAGCUCAAGCAGACGCUGUACACGCCCUCGUACGGCGUGGUGCCCUGCUGCACCAGCCUCGAGAAGCUGCUGCUCUACUUCGAGAUCCUGGACCGCACACGCGAGGGCGCCGUCCUGUCGGGCCAGCUCAUGGUGGGCCAGAGCAACGUGCCGCACUACCAGCACCUGCGCGUCUUCUACGCCCGCCUGGCGCCCGGCUACAUCAACCAGGAGGUGGUGCGCCUGUACCUGGCCGUGCUCAGCGACCGCACGCCCGAGAACCUGCACGCCUUCCUCAUCUCUGUGCCCGGCAGCUUCGCCGAGAGCGGGGCCACCAAGAACCUCCUGGAGUCCAUGGCCCGCAACGUGGCGCUGGACGCCCUGCAGCUGCCCAAGUCCUGGCUCAACGGCUCGGCCCUGCUCCAGCACAUGACCUUCAGGCGGCCCUUCUACUUCAGCUUCAGCCGCUGCGCCCUGUCGGGCGGCCACCUGAUCCAGCGCGUCCUCAACGGCGGGAGGGACCUGCGGAGCCUGGCCAGCCUGAACCUCAGCGGCUGCGUGCACUGCCUGGCGCCCGACUCCCUGCUCCGCAAGGCGGAGGACGACAUCGACAGCGGCAUCCUGGAGACGCUGGUGGCCGCCUGCUGCAACCUGCGGCACCUCAACCUGUCGGCCGCCCACCACCACAGCCCCGAGGGCCCCGGCCGCCACCUCUGCCAGCUGCUGGCCCGGCUGCGCCACCUGCGCUCCCUGUCCCUGCCCGUCUGCGCCGUGGCCGACUCGGCCCCGCGGGCCGACCGCGCGCCCGCCCAGCCCGCGAUGCACGCCGUGCCCCGCGGCUUCGGCAAGAAGGUCCGCGUGGGCGUGCAGACCUGCCCCAGCCCCUUCCCCGGGCAGGCGGGCCCCCAGCCGGCCUCCGUGUUCUGGUCGCUGCUGAAGAGCGUGCCCUUCCUGGACCGCCUCGAGCUGAUCGGCUCCAACUUCUCCUCGGCCAUGCCACGCAACGAGCCCGCCAUCCGCAACUCCCUCCCGCCCUGCAGCCGGGCGCAGAGCGUCGGGGACUCGGAGGUGGCUGCCAUCGGCCAGCUGGCCUUCCUGAGGCACCUGACGCUGGCCCAGCUGCCCAGCAUCCUGACGGGCUCCGGGCUGGUCAGCAUCGGCCUGCAGUGCCAGCAGCUGCAGUCCCUCUCACUGGCCAACCUGGGCAUGAUGGGGAAGGUGGUCUACACGUCGGCCCUCUCGGACAUGCUGCAGCACUGCAAGCGGCUGAAGGACCUCAGGCUGGAGCAGCCUUACUUCAGCGCCAACGCCCAGUUCUUCCAGGCGCUGAGCCAGUGCUCUGCGCUGCAACGCCUGUGCCUGGUGUCGCGCAGCGGCACCCUGCAGCCCGAGGCCGUGCUGGCCUUCAUGGCACGCUGCCUGCACGUCGUCGUGUGCCACCUCUUCACCGGCGAGUCCCUGAGCACCUGCAGGAGCCUCCAGCAGUCCCUUCUCCGCAGUUUCCAGGCCGAGCGGCCCGCGCUGAACGUCGUCGUCUUCCCUCUGCUCCACGAGGGCCUGACGGACGUCAUCCGGGACGUCCCCAUGGUGCACCUGGACGAGGUCACCCUAUUUAAGAGCAGAGUGGCCGAGGAGCCCCCAAACCUGUGGUGGUGACAGGAGCGGGCCCCCCGCCCGUCGCCGCCUGUGGCCUCUGAGACUCCGUGGCUGAGGAGGCAGGACUGCUCCGGACAGGCGUGUGGCCUCCGGCCUCCGCCACGGCUGCUGCUCCCCGCGCCCGCAGGCCCCGGGAUCCCCUCUGCGCCCCAAGAGGAAGGAAGCCCCCUCCCUGACCAUCCCGCGCCCCCGCCUCGUCCCCCGGGGGCCGCUGGGGACUCCGCUCCGUGAUGUUGGGGCCGAGACGCGCGAGGAGGAGGAGGAGGCGCGAGGGCGGCCUUCGAGUGAGGAGCACACCACCGGGGCGCCGACUCCUCGGGGGCCGGGUCCCCCCAUGCCCAGCAGUGUCCUUCCCUUUGCUCUCGUGUUCCUGGUCCCCUGCCUCCGGGCUCUGGGCAGGGGGCCCGGUGCGGGCUGGCCGUGCUUGUGUGUUGGUGGACGCUCUCGCCCUGUGCGCCGUCCACGCCGGCCUCCUGCACGGCCACCUGGUGACGGCGUGCCUGCGGCUCCCCCGCGGCCACGCGCCUGAGGCCGUGAGGACCUUGCAGGUGGUGCGGCUGGGGCUGCAGGUUUGGGUUCUCGUUCCUUUCAGCCCAGUCGUGUCUCCGGCAGUUUCCAGCCAGAUGCUGUCCGGGCAGGUUCAGGACCGGCUGCCGGCCGGGGGCGGGGACCCAGGAGCGCUGGGCAGGGCCUCCCGCUCUGAAGGCCGCAGGCCCCUGUAAAGAUCCGUGUUUCCGGGGAAACCGAUAGACCUGCUUCACGAGAAAAACUUGAAAUAGUACAAUGCCGAAUGGGUGUGUGAGGCCCGGGCAGCGAUCACGUUACCCCAUUGCAGACAGCUUCAUUGAGCACUUUAAAAAAACUCAGCGCAGCUCUUCCAAAAACGAGGGCCGGCCUCCCAGGGUCCAGGGCCUCAGCCUUCCCAGCGGGGACGCCCCUUGGCCUCUGGGCUUCUGAGGGACCCUGGGUGGGUUCCCUCCACCCUCUCGCCUCCGACAUUCCCGGUGAUGCUCCUGGAAACUUCCAGGAAACGCUGAGCCUUGUCGCAGCAGCUUCUAGCCAGGGGCACCUGGGUGUGGCCAGAGCCUGCCUCCCCAGGACCCCGGGGGUUGGGGCCCGUCUGGCCCCUGGCAUCCCUCUCCCUCUGGGCUGAGGGUGCACAGUCUGCCAGGCCUGCCUCAUGCUGCUGCUGCCGCCUGUCUGGGCUGCCCCCUGUCUUCCUCCUCUGUCCCCUGUAGCCUGGCCCGCAGUUGGCCCUUUAAAGACCCGGUCCCAGGGCCUUCAUUCGCCUGCCCUUCCCUGGCUUCUCAGGAGGCAGACAGCCCAGCAGCCCCACCACACCAGGCUCAGGGGUCUGGGAGGCCUUCGGGCUCGGCUGCGGGAGCCAAGUGCUCCUAGGGCCUGGGUCCCGGGACUCGCCAGCCCGAGUGCCCUGCUUGGUUCUCCAUGAGUGCCGUCUGUCCGGCAGCCUCCUUCCAUCCCAGCUGCCUUCACUGAGCAGACAGGGCCUCCUCCCGCACCCUGCUUUUCUUGCUGUGGCUGCAGCUGGCUCCUGCCUGGAGCGUAGGGUACCCUCCUUACCCGCUGGGCUGUGGCUUCAACUUUUGGCCUCCCAGCUGGAAGAGCUGUCUGCCAGCCCCUCCUGGUGAAUCCCCUGCACCAGAGCUACAGCCUGACCUCAACCUUCCUGGUCCUGACCUGACCUGAGGAGCAGGGCCAAGGCCCUGUUAGGGCUACACAGCUGUGGAUGAGGUCUGAGAUGUCGUGCCCCCCCCCCCCCCAGUUCCUGGGUACUCCGUUCCAGUGGUACCUUGAGACCCCAGGAGGGGGACCCGGAAGGGGGCAGCGUGGUGGCUGACUGCCCUUUACCCUCAACACCAGGGUGUGGCCAGCCACAGCCUGACCUGCAGGACAGCGCAGCCCAGGCCACCUCUGGGACCUCUGGGCCCUGCUUGGGGACAUUCCUCCUGUCCUCCAGGGCAGCGUGGGCUCAGGCCCCAGAGGGAUCUUUCCACUAGGAGUUUAUCCACAGGCAUUGCCUGAAGGGCCUUUUCUCACGAGUAAGCACUUUUAACCAGCAGCAUCAUUUAUGCCACGAACAGGGAAGGAGGGGCGGUGCACGAGAGGCUGAGGUACCAGCGGCCUUGGAAAGCAGCCCCCGAACAGUAGGCUUAGUAUUUUUAGUGCCCCCCAACCAUCCUUUACUUAGAGCAAGAACUUCCGCUGCUUCUACGCCCGAGACAGGACUCACCAGAUGUUAAUAAUGUGCUUAUUCUCGCUAAGUGCUAUUUUGGCACCGGUGUUAAUUGCAAUUUAUAUUCUGCAGCCUUUUACGCUGGGAAAAGAACCCACCCUAAUGGUCCCCAAUUGGCAGAACGGGGCUGUUAAGCGGCUGACCAUAUGCUGCCUGCUGAGAGGAGCCUGGUCCGCACUGCAGCCCGUGUGUGCGCGCGUGUGCAUCUGUGUGCCCGCGUGUGCAUCUGUGUGCCCGCACGUGUGCGUGUGGUAUGCGGGGGGGGCCGGCUCCAUGGUGCGCAUGCGUGGUGCGUGCGUGCGCCGGAGUCGCGCGGGAGGCGGGCGAGAAGGAGGCGUUGAGGGCCUUUCUCUCUCUGUUGAGACGCCCCCGACUCCCGGGGCCGCCUCUGCCUCUGCCCCGCGCGCCCACCGCCCGGCCCGCUCCUGGGGCGGUGGCUUCGCGGCCGCGCCGCCAAGCAGGCCGGCCGCCGGGCCCGGAGGUGCGCAGACGCCGCCCCCGCCCUCGGCGGCUCUUCUCGGGACGUGCGGGGGCCUUGGCGUCCGAGCCCAGGGCUGAGGACACUGCGGUCUCAGGCGCUGCGGCCCGGGCGCCCGCCGCCUGCCCGCUGCCCUUCCGAGGCCCCGCGGCCGGCUGCGCAGGGCGGGGGGCCGAGGGCGACACCCCUUAGUCGCCCUGGAGCCGCAGGCCACUGGGCCCGGGGGCAGAGGCUUGGCAGAGGCCGGGCCAGGCGGGGGGGGGGGGGGGGGGGCCUCUGCCGGCCCGAGGGUCUGAACCAGCAGCCGCAGCCGGUGAGGCCCGAGGCGAGGGAGGCUGGAGUCCCCUCCCGCCCCUCCGACAGGAAAGGGACAGGGCUGCUCGGAGGGGCUCAGGCACCCAGAGCCUGGUCGCCAGUCUCACUGGCCUCCGGGGCGCAGGAUUCUAAUUAGAAGCGUCCGAGGUCUUGUGAGAUGGACAGAUGCCCACAGAGAUUUAAACGAACGGCGGGGCUGACACAGGCUGACCACUGUGGUCUAAAGUACUCUCUAAAGGGCGUUUCUGUCGUGGCUCAGCCGUUAAGGAAUCCGACUAGGAACCAUCGGGUUGUGAGUUCGAUCCCUGGCCUCGCUCUGUGGGUUAAGGAUCCAGCGCUGUUGUGAGCUGUGGUGUUAAGUCACAGACGUGGCUCGGAUCCCGCGUUGCUGUGGCUCUGGUGCAGGCCGGCGGCUUCAGCUCCAAUUGGACCCCUAGCCUGGGCACCUCCAUACACCGCAGGUGUGGCCCUAAAAAGACAAAAAAUAAUAAUGGUCUUUCAAAAAACACUGAAGUAUGAGGUUUUGCAUUAAUAUCACAGGGUCGGGGUGCCUGCUGGACAUGGAGAUGGGGGUGACCAGGGCAGAGUCAGAGGCUGCCCUUGGGCUAAAUCUGACUUGGGAGGGGCUUUGCAGAGGGGGGCGGGCAGGGGCCUGCGCCUGUGCACCUGACACCCCGCAGCUGGACCUUCCCAGCCCCAGACCGCGCCCCUCACUGGCCGGUUGUGCUCAGCAGGUGAGCGGUUUUGAGGGGGGCGGAGGUGAGUGCCAGUGUGUCCCGCAGCAUGUGUGUGACCAGGUGCUAAAUGACCGAACGUGUCACCUGCCUUUCGAUGACAGACCUCCCGGUCCUCCGGGGAGGCCGCUCCUGAAUUUUGUGUUCCAACUACAUUUUGAAUGGGUAUUUCCAUGUAAAUUUGUGGCAUGUGGAAAGUUUCAAAUAAAGUGGACUUGAUUUAGAAAAC
Molecule: messenger RNA, 6641 nt
Organism: Sus scrofa (pig)
Lineage: Eukaryota; Metazoa; Chordata; Mammalia; Artiodactyla; Suidae
Source: RefSeq, a predicted model, not a curated record